UAUACUCGAGUUUGUUUACAUCGUUUAUCAAAAUUUCAGGCGAACUUGGAUCAUGGUUGUAGUCUUGUGGCAGAAUUGGGGAGAACAUGUGGGGCGACAGUUACCACAUUUUUUGGCUGGAGCCACACUCACAGACGUGACCAUCACUGUGGGACCCCGUAGCAUCAAAGCUCAUCGGAUAAUAUUAGCCUUUUUUAGUCCAUUUUUCAAAAAAAUGUUGGAAGAAGUCAGCGAAGAGCGGCCCAUGGUGGUCGUGUUUCCUGGAGUCAACUUUGAUGCUUUGCAGGUCAUUGUUGCCUACAUGUACCGUGGCCAGGUUAAUGUUCCAGCAGAGCUUCUACCCCAUGUUAUUGAGCUUGCUAAGAUGCUGAAAGUGAAAGGUCUUAUUGAAUUACCUGCUCAGCUGGACACUGUCAUUGCAGGGUCUGGAGGAAAAGUUGCAGCUGCACAUGAAGCUGUGAAUCAAGAGCACCUGGACAUGCACCAUGAAGAUGAAGGGUUAGUUGAGUUUGAAGUAACUGCUGCAGAACAUGAGCCAACAGUCACUAGUAAUACACAGCAGCAGUCAGUCAACACCCACAACCCCAUCACAGUGAUGACCCAGAAUUCAGCCGAUGUUCAGCCUGUAUCUACCAUUCAGAUUCAGCACUCAGAACACACGGAAUCAGAGAAGAUGGAGGCUGCAGUUGCUAGGAGAGUGGAAAUUGCAAAGGGUGAGGUUGAAGAUGAAGAUGAACACGUGCUCAUUCAGCCAGAAGACAUUCAGUUGUCUACAGUUGAUGAUCUGACUCACACGCAGAUAGUUAAGCUGAGUGAGAAUGGAACUGUGGGUGAGGUGCUGUUCAGUGGUGACUACAUCCAUAGUGAGAGAGCUGGAGAUGAUCACCAUGCUUCUGCAGAUGAUUCAAUGUGUUUACAGGAAGGGCAAGAUUAUUCUGCAUCGAAAAAGAGGCGGAAAGUGAUAUACAAGUUAGCAAGAUAUGGGCCAGAAGAUCUUCAAAGAGCAAUAGAAGAUGUGCGUUCAGGCAUGGGAACACUGCGUGAGAUUGCUGAGCGAUAUGGCGUUCCACAUUCCACUCUCUCUGUAAAUGCACGGAUGGCAGGAAUUUCAGUUCAGCAACGAAACCUGGAUUAUGAUAAUGAGACGCUAGAAGCAGCCAAGCAGGCAGUAAAAGGAGGGUCAAGCUACAUGAAAGUUGCUCGUGAGUACAACAUCCCUAAAUCAGUGCUUUGGAGACGAUGUCAGAGAGAGGGUGUGCUGAGAGGAGAAGCCCGUCGCUGCUACAACUAUUCCCCAGACGACAUAGACCAAGCAAGGCAAAUGCUGCUUGGUGGACGGCCACUCUCCACCAUUGUCAAAGAUACAAAGAUUCCAAAGACAACUUUGUUUCGCAUCAAAGAACAACUAGUAAGAGAGGGAAAGAUGCCAGCUUCGUGUAUCAACCGUUCCAUCCGUCCUCGAAGACCCUCAGAAAAUUCCCUGCAACAAGCCAUCACAGCAUGCAAGGAAGAAGGCAUGUCUCAGGGCAGAGCAUCUGAAAAAUUUCAAGUCUCAAAGACAACAGUGUGGCGCCGUUUGAAGAGAAUGAAGCACCUAGACCCAGACCAAAGAAAUAAUGAGAAUGAGAUAGACAGACAGAAUGUAAAGAUUGAGGUUGUUGAUAAUAUCACAGGCGAUCAUCUCCCCGAUACUUAUGAUGAAGGAAUCACAAUGAGAUAUGCUGAAGAUGGAGACUUACGUUAUGUUGACACCAUAGACGGGCAGAACUCUGAGGAAAGAACACUUGAUUGUGCGACUGUGAGUGCUAAAUAUGGAAACUUGAGUGGUACUGAAAAAUUGCUUCAAAAUAAAGAUGCUGGUCAGUCAAAGAUGGGGACAGAAAAGCACGUUUCUUAUGAAGUUGUACCUGAAUCUUCUAUAGUACAAAGUGAGGGCCAGAAUAUUGUUAUAGCCAGUUCCCAGUCUUCCUUUAUUGACAGUAAACAUCUUGGGAUAUUUACAAGUGAGGGACACAUGAUUCCUACUGGAGAGCAAUUAACUAUUACCCAAGAUAAUAAGGUGGUUCCAGCAACAGAAGGAUCAAGAGAAAAUGCAGGGAAUACCCAGUUUGAAUUAGAAAUGCCUUUGAUGAAUCUCCCGGGUGGAGGAUACCAGGUUGUUGGGAGUGAGAUUGUUAUAGGGGGCCAGCAGAUGGUUGUCUUGGAGCCGUCUGGAUCUAAUCCUCAUCACCCAACGAACAGUGACCACCAUCUGGUUGUUGCUUCAUUCAGUCAGAUGGAUGGCUUGGACGAACUGUCAAAGGUCGAGAGGACAGUUAGUGUUGAAAACCUCGAAACGGAGAACCAGCAAGUUGAAGAUAUGAAGCAAGACGGCUCAAGAUCACAACAAAACUCCGACUAGUGAUAUUCAUUCCUAAGUUGUGAGUUGAAAUAGAAUGUAUGCAAAGGUCUACAAAUAGGCUCUUUGUGUUUCAUAUGAUAACUGUAUUGAGGUACUUUUUAUGAGAAGAAAAUUCAUAUUAUUAUUAUUAUUAUUGUUAUUAUUUUUUAUUUUUU
Molecule: messenger RNA, 2556 nt
Organism: Penaeus indicus
Lineage: Eukaryota; Metazoa; Arthropoda; Malacostraca; Decapoda; Penaeidae
Exons: 15
Coding region: 53-2401 (782 amino acids)
Biological process (GO): regulation of transcription by RNA polymerase II
Cellular component (GO): nucleus
Molecular function (GO): protein binding; DNA binding
Source: RefSeq, a predicted model, not a curated record